AUAAACUGGAGUAAAGUACGACAACACACACACAAAUCCAAGAUGUCUGCGCCCAUAAGCAGAAAGUGGGAGGGAAGUCAUCCUAAACAAAAACGAUUCUGAGGUCUCUGGUAAGGGAGAUUCAGCAUUGUUUUAGGCAUAAAUGACAUCAGUUAUGGAUUCGACUGAUGAACAAGUGCAGUGUUGUCACAUUUGGAGCAUCUAGCAGAGUCUGCUAUUUCCUUGUAAAGCGACAACAGAAAACAGGUGUCACUUGGCCAUGGCUUGCAUUAGAUGUUCAAUGUUGGUGCCAAGAGUUGGAGUUAGUGUUACAUCAAGACUUCACUUAAUGCCCCCAAACCAUCGCUCAAAUUGGAGCUUGGUGUUGUCCAGUAAAGCCUACCAUUCCUGUACAACAAAUGCAUCAGACUUAAAGUACAAAUCGACAUCUCUACAUUACUGCAUGGAUUCAAAGAUUCUCAAAUCCACUCUACUGAAUAAUUUGAGAAAAGGAAAGUCCCUUUCAACUAUAAAAGUGGUUAGUGGCUAUGGAUCAUUUUCUACGUCUUUGCAAAGCAUCGCAAAAACUCUGGAUAGCAACCGGUUUUUGCGAAUACCAAGGGUGACGUUAACUGCCGGAUCUGUGGCUGCAGGAUCAACAACAACAACCAGAGACAAGGACAGAAUGAAGCGGAUGCAACAACUUCCUGAACUGAACGAGGAGGACUUGGAUGAGAUGUUUGUUCGAGGAUCGGGACCGGGGGGACAGGCUACCAACAAGACCAGUAACUGUGUGGUGCUUAAACACUUACCCACAGGUAUCACUCUAAAGUGUCAUCAGACACGAUCUGUUGUUGAAAACCAAAAAAUCGCCAGAGUGCUGAUGCGGGAAAGACUGGAUGUGCUUUACAACGGUGAGAACAGCGCCCUCUACAAGCAGAAAAAAGCACACCAAAAGAAGAUGAGCGAGAAGACACGACGCACAAAAGUGAAGCUGAAGAGACUUAAGAUGAUGAAGGAAAAGUUAAACAAGACAGAUGAGGAAAAUAAAUUUUGAAGAUCUUCCUUAAGUGUUUUCCAGAUAUAUUUUAAGUUUGACCAGAAAAUAUGAAGUGCAAAAAACAUUCAAGUUCUUUUUAAAAAUGUUUACAGACAUUUUAUCAAUGUUGUUCUACUAUCACAUCCUAUAUCCCUCAUCAUUUUAUUACUAAUAUUAUGCAAUAAACAGACAAUAAAAUUAAUGAAAUUAAGUCAUGUGUGUAAUAUUUCAAUUUCUUUAUUGACUGUCUCACAUAAAUAAAAGUGAACUUAUUACGCUUUUAUCGCAGACAUAAAAAUAUGUAAAACAAUAUUUUUGCCGAGUGAUUCCUUCAUGCAUUUGAAUGUUUUUUAUAAGUUUAGCUAGCAAGCUAGUCCAAAGACUCUUGAUUUAGAAUCUUUACAUUAUUGGACAUCUUGAACUGUUAAAAUCUCAACAUAUUUGUCAUUCACAGAAGGAAAUUGAAUUUACAUACAGCGGUGUUUCACCGAUAAACUCCUUAGUUCAAAAUUUUUAAUUUUGUAAUAUUUGUGUAGAUGAUUUGUUUACCUAUACAUUCCUACACUGGCUGAUUAAUCCGAAAGGUUGUUAUGAUAUCUAACAUACAGUCCUAGCUAGGGGUUUACAGUUUUAAUAAACUUACUGUACAAACAUGUUUAACCCUCGUACUGUUUAACCAGUUAACAUCUUCCACAUGGUUUUACACAGUAGAUGCAUUAAAUACAAGCCAGCAAUGUCAUGUCAGGAAUGCAUUGAUCUUAUUGUUUAAAGACACUGGACACCUUUGGUAAAUGUCAAAGACCAGUCUUCUCACUGGGUGUAUCUCAACAUAUGCACAAAAUAAACCUGUGAAAAUUUGAUCUUGAUUUUGGAAUCUCAAAAUCUAGUUCGAGGUCUCAAAGCCAAUUCAAAUAGUAUAGUGGAAAAUUACUUCUUUCUCAAAAACUACAUUACUUCAGAGGGUGCAGUUCCUCACAAUGUUUUAUACUAUC
Messenger RNA from Asterias rubens (European starfish), 2010 nucleotides. RefSeq names its product probable peptide chain release factor C12orf65, mitochondrial. Lineage: Eukaryota; Metazoa; Echinodermata; Asteroidea; Forcipulatida; Asteriidae. Gene Ontology annotation, biological process: translational termination. Gene Ontology annotation, molecular function: translation release factor activity. The transcript has 3 exons. The record is from RefSeq and is a predicted model, not a curated record. Gene Ontology annotation, cellular component: mitochondrion. Bases 260 to 1036 code for a protein of 258 amino acids.